UACUUUCUCCUCCCCGGAACACUCCCUCCUCCUUGGAACACUCCCUCCUCCUUGGAACACUCCCUCCUCCUUGGAACACUCCCUCCUCCUUGGAACACUCCCUCCUCCUUGGAACACUCCCUCCUCCUUGGAACACUCCCUCCUCCUUGGAACACUCCCUCCUCCUUGGAACACUCCCUCCUUCUUGGAACACUCCCCCCUCCCUGGAACACUCCCUCCUCCUCCUUGGAACACUCCCCCCUCCCUGGAACACUCCCUUCUCCCAAGAACUCUCCUCCAUAUGCACAAAUUAUUCGAGUUUUCAAUUUCCUGAAUGUGUGAAGAUUUUUAAUACAUGAAGAGUGCGAGUGUGUUGUUGUUGUUGUUGUUGUGUGAGUGUUGCCGCUCUGAAGGAAGUCAUCAGGUUAGCCUGGGCAUCAUCUAGCAAUCAGAGGCGCGCACCGAUAUGUCGGUGUGUGUCUGUGUUGAGUGUGGGUGUCUGAUGUCCUGUCUCCCAGCCCUGGGCUGGGGGGGUUCGUGGGAGGGGUUUAGUUAUUAACCAAACACACCUUAGAAUUAUUCAUGUGAUGGUGUAUAAUUUAGCGGGGGUCUCCAGUAUGGGAGUAACUUAUGGCUUCCUAAGUCAGUGGUGGAGGCGAGUAAUCCAGUAAAGUGCGCGGGGAACGGCCACUAAUUUACCAUAAUUGAGUUACAAGUAUCAUCAUUGUCGCCCCAUACGUCACGCUGGCGUCCCACCCCAUGUCUUACCAUUGGCUUGUCCUGGCGGGGAGGAAAAUUGUCGGGCGGAGCUUGGCCAGCGAGAGGACCAAUGGUGUGCGGGGCGUGGCGUGCCUGGCGCUGAGGUAGUGUGAGGGUAUCCUGAUGAGGACUGGCACUUGUGCUCGAACAUUUGGGCCGUAGAGGUCAGUGCUAGUGAAGAUGAGCUUGGUCGGAGGAUACUCCAUGCCUCAGAGCUACGGCCACACCGCCAUGGCGGCCACACCAUCCCCUGAGGCACUAUACUCACCAUAUUACUCUCACCCCAGCCCUCCAGGGCAGGCUCUCUACCCUGGCUGGGGCUACACACCUGCGGGAUACUCCCCGGGGUAUUCUUCCGAAGUAGGGAUGUCCUGUCCUGAGUUCGGUGUCUCCGGCGGCUUCGUUGUAGGACCUGGGUCGCCACACGACCUGGGAGGGGAUUACACCAUAGAGAUGGUUGAUGGGUGUGGCCGGGUGGUGAAGCGAAGAUCGUCAGCCAACAAGAAGGAACGUCGUCGAACUCAGAGUAUCAACAACGCAUUCGCUGAGCUGCGCGAGUGUAUCCCUAACGUUCCUGCAGACACUAAACUCUCCAAGAUUAAGACUCUGCGUCUGGCAACCUCCUACAUCGCCUACCUCAUGGAGGUUCUUCAUGCUGAAGAUUCCCACCCUGCACCUCCACCACCUCAACCCUUCCGCGCCGACCUGCCGCCCAGACCUAGGGCCAACCCUGCCGCCCACGACGACAAGCAAGUGACGCCGCCCAACCCGCCCCCCACCAGCCCCCCACCCGCCCCGAGUGCAAGCGUGGGGCGUACGGGUGGCGCAGGAGGUGUGGGGCAGGACUGA
Cherax quadricarinatus is the source of this 1587-nucleotide messenger RNA. The record is from RefSeq and is a predicted model, not a curated record. NCBI's taxonomy places the organism in Eukaryota, Metazoa, Arthropoda, Malacostraca, Decapoda, Parastacidae.